UUUGGGGGGGUCAAUAAGAGCGAUAGCGAAAGGAAAACCGAACCGUUUGUGCAGUUCUGCUGGUUUAAAACGCGCACUGAAAUCAGAAGUUCGUUCGUGUUUGCUUGUCUAGUCCGUCGUGACUGAAUGAAUGUUUGAUUUCAGCACCAGACCGAGGACAGCGCGCUAGUAUGUGUUUUUACUAUAGUAAAACGGGGUAAACUAGGGGGAUCAGCGCGGAAUGGCACUGCGGUGGAUCACUUUCAUCGCUUUACUGUGGGAGUUGCAGUGCUGUAUGUGCCGUGAGGUUACUCUUCCUGCAGGGCCGCUUUACCGGGUCGCAGGUUUCUCACUGUCCCUGCCCUGCUCCGUUUCGGGAUACGAAGGCCCGCAGACGCAGGAUUUCGAGUGGUACCUGUACCGGGAGGAUGCUGGGGGUCAGCAGAUGGGAGUGGUGUCCACACGGGACACAGGCUUUCCGUACGCACCAUUCCAGAGUCGUGUGCAGGUCGGCGAGGUUCGGGUCGAGAGGGAUUCAGGAGACAAAGCCAGACUGAUCAUCCAGAGGCUGCAUCCAGGCGAUCAGGGCCGUUACGAGUGUUACACGCCCAGCACUGACACCCGCUUCCUAGGGAACUACAGCUCAUCAGUGGUGGUCAAAGUGAUUCCAGACACGCUGCUCAUAACACACUCUCGAAUUCUGAGCGGCCAACCCAUGAUCGAAGGCACAGAGCUUCAGCUGACGUGCGCCGCAGCCGUCCAAUCAGAUCAGCACACUCAUGUGUCCGUCACGUUCCACAUGCGCAGCAGCAAGGGGGCGGAGUCUCAGGGUCCCACCCUCAGCGAGAUCAUCUCCAUCGACCCCGAGCUACAUGUGACGCCGGGCCACAGCGCCACCUACAGGAAGAGAUACAGAGACGGAGAGAUUGCUGUGGAGAAACGCCGAGGGGGCGGAGUCCGAGAUCUGUACGUGCUGAAGAUGAGCGUUCUGACAGCCGAGGAUUCUGGGUCGUAUUUCUGCGAGGCUGCGCAGUGGAUCAGAGAUCCGGAUGGCAAAUGGGAACGCAUCGCACAGAGGACCAUGGAGCUCGGGAAUCUCACCGUUCAACCGCUCGCGGACACAUUGAGCGUGCGUUUGCUCCCGGAGGGUGAUGUCUCUCUGCGUCCCGGCGCUCCGCUCCGUCUCCGCUGUCAGGUGUCCGGCGUGGGCUCGGCGCUGCUGGUGCAGUGGAUGCGGCGCGGUUCGGAGGGGGGCGUGGAGCUGGAGGUGGGGCGUGUGGAUCCUGACGGUGUGGUGGUGUGGGGUGAUGAUCUCAGCAGGGCUGGAGGAAGGAGCUUGGAGAAGGAGGCUGACGGGAGCUUCUCUCUACACCUGUUCUCCGUUCACCCGUCUGACACCGGACUCUACCGCUGCGCUGUGAGCGUCUACACCCGGAGGAAGACUCCAGCGCCGGACAGUCCAGCCACGAUCACACAGAGAUCAGACUGGGUCACUGUCAGCCUGAAGACUGAAGAGGUGCGUGUGUCUGCUAGCAUUGCUAUACAGCGGCGUCCGCUCCUGAAGCGCGGCAGCACCGUCACGCUGCUCUGUAACGUCUCUGUGGACUCCAGCGGAGCGUCACGCGUCGAGGUGCAGUGGCUUCAGACGCCGUCUCUCUCUGAGGACCGCGGACGCCUGCUCCUAGCGACUCUGAGCUACGACGGACUGACGCGCAUCUACAGCAGCAGCAGCGAGCUGAGCGUGGACCGUGUGUCCGCCGGCUGCUUCAGGAUGAGGAUCUUCUCGGCUGCUGAGGAGGAUCAGGGACACUAUCAGUGUCGAGCGCAGGUUUGGGCGCAGGAUCCACGAGGAGGAUGGUACAGCUCCGGCGCUGAAGCCCAGUCUGUGAGCGUUCACCUGUACCUGUACACACGAGUCACUGAUCUGCUGCUGGUUCCUCUCGUCAUCGGCGUAUCGUCGGCUCUGUUCGUGGCCGUCCUGAUUAUAUCCGCUGUGACCUGCUGCUUCAUGAACAGACAGCACUCACACAUAUGGAAGUAGGAAGAGACUUUCAUGGAAAAACAUUCAGUUACAUACCAGAAAAAUGGGUUUUAAACAGAUUUACGCAGAUGUAAUGUGCACUCACAAUUGGGAAAGUAUCGUUCAGAACGAUAGUGAAAAUGUACAGGACCGUCACGUUAUAUUAAUCCAUAUGUGGAUGCUAACAGUUGCAUAUACACAAAUGCACAUAGAUUUACCUCAGACUGUGACAUUGUGAAUUGCACUGUGACAAAGUUGAAUAUUUCUCUGAGCACUUGUCAGAAUGAAUGAAAGGACAUCACUCGGAGGAUAUAAACC
Messenger RNA from Carassius auratus (goldfish), 2317 nucleotides. Its product is annotated as immunoglobulin superfamily member 8-like. NCBI's taxonomy places the organism in Eukaryota, Metazoa, Chordata, Actinopteri, Cypriniformes, Cyprinidae. The record is from RefSeq and is a predicted model, not a curated record. The transcript has 6 exons. Gene Ontology annotation, cellular component: membrane. Bases 221 to 2020 code for a protein of 599 amino acids.